AUGUUCCCUCGUCCAGAACUUGCUUUCGGCCUGACCGCCGCUGCCACUCUGGCAGCUGCCGCGACGGGGCCCUGCGACAUCUACGCGUCCGGCGGUACGCCUUGCGUCGCGGCUCACAGCACCACACGUGCUCUCUACGGCUCCUACACUGGUGCUUUAUACCAGGUCAAGCGCGGCUCCGACAAUGCUACGACCAACAUCUCUCCCCUCUCUUCUGGCGUAGCCAAUGCCGCGACCCAGGACAACUUCUGUGCCGGCAGUACGUGUCUCAUCUCCAUCAUCUACGACCAGUCUGGCCGUGGAAACCACCUGAGCCAAGCUCCUGGUGGAAGUGCCGCCCAAGGCCCUAACGUCGACGGCACUGAUUACCUGGCCGGUGCCACUGGUGCCACUGGCUACCGCAACAACCAGGCUCAGGGUACGGCCACUGGUGAUUCCGCCGAGGGCCUCUAUGCUGUCUUUGAUGGUACGCAUUAUAACGCGGCUUGUUGCUUUGAUUACGGGAAUGCCGAGAUCAACAGCAAAGACACGGGCGACGGCCACAUGGAGUCCAUUUACUUCGGUUCGGGCAAGAAUUACGGCUAUGGGGCCGGCUCGGGCCCCUGGAUCCUUGCUGAUCUCGAGAAUGGUCUGUAUACAGAAAACGGCCUUGGCCAGUACUCUAACAACCCGACUCAAAACUCCCGCUUCGUAACCGCCGUUGUUAAGGGCGAUAAUGGCAAUCAGUGGGCGGUUCGCGGCGGCAACUCUGUUUCGGGCGGACUUACAACCUACUUCAGUGGACCUCGACCGCCGCCUGACUACAACCCCAUGAGCAAGGAGGGCGCCAUUAUCCUCGGCAUCGGCGGCGACAACAGUAACGGGGCUCAAGGCACAUUUUACGAGGGUGUGAUGACGACCGGCUACCCGUCCGACGCCACAGAAAAUUCCGUUCAGGCUAAUAUCGUGGCGGCUACGUACGGCACUACAGGCCUUACGUCCGGCCCAGCCAUCAACGUCGGGUCGCACGUUUCCUUGCGUGCUACGACCUCGUGCUGUACGGACCGGUACAUCGCUCACAGCGGCGCCGAGGUCAACACCCAGGUCGUGUCUAGCUCUAGCACGACGACGCUCAAGCAGCAGGCUUCCUGGAUCGUGCACACGGGCCUCGGCAACAGCGCCUGCCUGUCGUUUGAGUCGGCGGACACGCCCGGCAGCUUCAUCCGCCACUCCAAUUACGCGCUCGUGGUCAACGCCAACGACGGGGGCGUCGUCUUCGCCCAGGACGCCACUUUCUGCCCCGAGGAGUCGCUCAACGACGCCGGCUCCAACAUCCUCCGCUCGUGGAGUUAUCCGGCCCGCUACUGGCGCCAUUACAGUGCCGAGCUCUUCAUUGCGGGCAACGGCGGCCCGCACUUCUUUGACACGCCUUCCAGCUUCAACGACGACACCAGCUUCGCCGUCGGCACUGCCUUUGCCUAG
This is a messenger RNA of Anthostomella pinea, 1461 nucleotides long. Lineage: Eukaryota; Fungi; Ascomycota; Sordariomycetes; Xylariales; Xylariaceae. The record is from the annotation of a GenBank genome assembly.